Molecule: messenger RNA, 6375 nt
Organism: Motacilla alba alba
Lineage: Eukaryota; Metazoa; Chordata; Aves; Passeriformes; Motacillidae
Product: DNA topoisomerase 1-like
Exons: 10
Coding region: 5818-6375 (185 amino acids)
Biological process (GO): DNA replication; DNA topological change; chromosome segregation
Cellular component (GO): nucleolus; chromosome
Molecular function (GO): DNA binding; DNA topoisomerase type I (single strand cut, ATP-independent) activity
Source: RefSeq, a predicted model, not a curated record
GAGCAACCUGGGAUAGUGAGAGGUGUCCCUGCCCAUGGAAUGAGAUGAUCUUUAAUGCCCCUUCCAACAUAAACUAUUCCAUAAUUCCACGGAAUGCUUGAUCACCUCUCCAAUGGGACCUGGCAAGGAGGAAAUGAAAAAUUUCCAUGGACUUCAGCUUCCUUAAAAUUAAUUCCUCAUAUUUGAAGUCCACCGAGUGCUGCUUCCUUUGGAAAAGGGUCUGGGAUUAACAGUGGGAUUUUAAUUUAAGGGAAAGAUUGGAGCUCCUCCUUGGUCCCUUUGAGACUGAGGAAUCAGAGUGACUCCAGCUGGUUCAUAAAUCUGUGGGAUUAAUGCUUUACAGUGAUCCAUGAAUUUGAUGAAAGGAACAAGCUGGAAGCAUAAGAUCCCAAUUAUUCUGGAAAAUCAGUGGGAUUUGAGGAAAACACCCCAAUAGCUGCAUAAAUAUUGGGUCUGAAACACUCAGGAGCAAAUAGAGGAAAUUCUGAUCCGGAAUUGUCACUUCUGGAUUUGUCCUGGGGGGAAUCCACCCAUCCUGUUGGCUCCUUAGGGAGAAAAAAAUCUAGGAAUCAGAGGAAAAAGGGGAAAGGAUCAGGAAAUCAAGCCAAGAUGUAAAGAGAAGGUGCUCAUCAAUAUUUCAGGGUUUAAUUUCAAAUUUCAAGAUGAGAUCUCUGAGAGCUUGAUAGAUCUAGAGACAAAUAUAUGCAAAUAUACCCAAAUAUAUGCAAAUGAGACAGUUCCAGGUUCCCUCUCUGUGCCUCUGAAGCCACAUUAAUCCAUGCAAACUCAACAAAUGGGAAGUUCCUUUCCUCCAACUCCAUCUCUUCCUGCAAAUUCCAUCACCCUGGAGUCCCUUCCGCCUCGGGCAAAAACUUGUUUGGAAGCAGCCAGAGGAUUUUAAGGGAAUUUUUGUGAGGAAAAGGAAAGAAAACCACCUGGAGACACUGGGAAGAGGCCUGGGAAGUGCAGGUGGGAUGAUGGAAAAGGCACAAGUAGAAGCAUUAUCCAAAGCCAAAAUAAAAAUCAUUGUCUGGAGGGAAAGCACUGGUAAUGAAGGAAAGAAAGGAGUGGGAUGCAGAAGACACUGGGAUGGCUCCACAAGAUAUUCCAAGAGGGUUAAAACCUCUUCCCUGCAGGAGCCAUGAAAGGAUUUAGCAAAUUGAUUUGACUUCUCCUGCUGGGAAGCACUAAAGCUGUUUGCAGAGCUGAGGGGGUUUUUCCCUGGCUUCUCCAUCAGAUUUAAUGGGAUGAGUUCUCAAUCCCUAUCCAGGCUCCUAAGCCAGCAGCAAAAAGGUGCUGGAAAACCAGAAGGCCCUGAUAUAAACCCAAAGCCUUGUGAGUUAAGUCAGGAAUUCAAGGAUUUCUCGUGAUUUCCACAUAUUUUGUUUUCCUCAACAUUUAUGAGGCUGGCAAAGUGCAGGAAUAUGAGACUGCUGCACAUCUUCCCUCAGGAGGCUCUGCCUCGAUCCCAAAAAAUCAUCUCUGGCUUGCAUGGAUCAAUAGAAACAUCAUUCCAUGAGGAAAAACCCACCCCAUCUGCAGGAGCUCCUGGAGUGUCACAGGAAUGUUGUAAUUCCAAAAAUAUUGGAGUAAGGGGGAAAUUUGGCUCCGGGAAAAAUAAGGAGUCAAGCAAAGAGCAUUCCACCUUCCAACAGUUCAAAGGAUCCCAAAGCUUUUCCUGUCAGAGCUCCAACUGAAAACCAAAAACCACAGAAUGAGUUUCCAGGGAUUUAAACAUGACUUACAUAAAGGGGAAGAAAAUCCCACCAAAAUCCCACUGUUAGGUUCCAAAAGGGAUUUUCCUCACUGAAUUCUUUGCUUAAGCUGUCGAGGUCACCCCUGUAAGGUCAGAAGAAAGAGAGGCUUUUUCAUCCAGGCUUUGGGGUGCACCUGGGGACACCUGGAAAAGGGAAUUUGGGGGUUUAAGAAGUGGCUCUGGAGAUAAUCAGAAUUUUCCUUCCUGGUUUAAAGGUUUUAAAGGAAGACUGAGCACAGAACUCUCCCAUAAGUUGUGGAGGAGCCAUGGAACAGCAGCUUUUGUUUGUACACAGGGAAGGAUGGGACAGAAAUUCAUGAAAAUGAGGUGUGGCCAGUCCGGAUGCUUAUCACCUGUGACAAAGCAGGAUUAGGGUCAGGAACUGGACUCUGUGAUCCCAAUGAGUCCAUUUCAACCCAUAUCUAAUGAUUUUAUUGGAAAAAGCUCUUUAGGCCCAGAAAAAAAACCAGGGGAAAUCCCUCUGCGUUCCACCCUCACAUGGAAGUGACAAUGGAACCAAAAAUCCUCCUCCAGGCCUUCCACAUGAGGGAAAAAAGAUUCCAUAAAACUCUUUCCAGAGGGAAUCAAGCUCCCCUUUGAGGGAGAGCAGAGAUUCUCCAGCCUUAUCUUUGCAGGGAAUGUUUGGAAUGACUCAAGGGCUUUUGUCACUUCCAGCCACCUCCCCCAGUUCCAGAGGGCCCAUCCAGGGUGGCAAUUAGGAGUCCUUAGGGAAUGUUUACUCAGGGUGGACUUUGAACUUCCCACCCGCAGGAGAUGAAGCCUUGGGUGACAGCCACACCUUGAGAGUGAUUUGUGACCUCAGUGACCAUGACAAGGCCACAGCCUCCCUGUUUCCAGCACCAGGGACAAAAUGAAUCACCUGGAGGAAGAUGUGGAAGCCAGUAAUUCCAAAGGGUAAUUCCAUGACAAAGGGAUUGCUUCUGCUCCUUUGUAGCUGGAAGCAACAGAGAAGAAACAAAACUGAAGGAUAUUUAGUGAAAUGUGGGAAGGGAAAACGGGAUCCUUGCAAGUGGUGUUAAGGUUUCAGAGAAGACAGAAAUGGAGAGGCAGACCCAGUUCCUGAAGAACUGGCACAGAUCAGGAAUGUGUUGGUAAAUUCCAGGCAUGGAUCUCUCCAGAGAAAUGAGGAAGGGGUUGCUAGCUGGGAGUUAUAGCCCCAGCAGGAAUUGCAGGAAAAGCUCCUGGAGAUACUGGGAGAACCUGGCUGGAUCCCAGAAGCUGCUCCACAGCUCUGCUACCCAAGACUGGACCAAGCUGGGCCAUGUCCAAGACCAGUUUUGGCCACAAAGGAGUCACCACCAGGAUUCCUCCCAAUUAGGGAAGCUGGGGAAUGCCCAGAGAGAAACUGAGGAAGUUUCAUUUGAGCGGAGACUCGAGACAUCCAUAAUGUGGGAAGAGGAGUCAUCAGCUGGUGCUGAGCUCAGCUCCACAGCCAGCCCCACCUCCAGGGAGACACCUUCCCGUUCCCAAGGACAGGGAAUGAAGGAGAGCAGGACUCCAGCCAGUCCAGAUCGCUGCCGUGGGUGUGGGCAAACACACCGAGACCCUUUUGUGCCAGGAAAAGGGAUAUUGAAGGGAUGAUGGAACCAAGGAAUGGUUUGUGUUGGAGGAGACCUUCAAAAUCAUGGAAUUCCACCCCCUGCCAUGGGCAGGGACACCUUCCACUAUCUCAGGCUUCUCCAAGCCCCUUCCAAACUAGCCUUGGACAUUCCAGGGAUGGGGCAGCCACAGCUUCUCUGGGAAUUCCAUUCUAGGGCCUCACCACCCUCACAGCCAAGAAUUCCUUCCCAGCAUCCCAUUUAAUCUCACCUGCUUCCAGUUUAAAGCCAUUCCCUGUGUCCUGUCUCUCCAUCCCAUGUCCCAAGUCCCUCUCCAGCUCUCCUGGACCCCUUUAGGCACUGGAGAGUUCUGAGGUCUCCCUGGAGCCUUCUUUUCUCCAGGCUGGACAUUCCCAGCUCUCCCAGCCUGGCUCCAGCCUUUGGAACAUCUCCAUGGCUUUCUCAGGACCUGCUCCAGCAGCUCCAGGUCCUUCUGCUGUUGGUGCCCAAAGCUGGGCCCCGAUCCAUGAUCCCAACCCCAUCCAUUGGGCCCAUGGUCUGUGGCUCCAACCUCAACCCCGUGAAUUUCUCCCACUAAACACCUACAUCCCACUCCAAAAAAAUAAAUAAAUCAGGGAUUUAUUUCCACACCCUCUCAGCAGCACUGGUGCUUCCUUACACAGAGUUUUUCCUCCAAACAGGAAGUUCCCAAGUGCACAGAUGAUUCCAGGCUGGAAUAGGAUAAGUCCAAGCACCUGUUUUAGUUCCAGAACCACACUGGUCUUGAAAGCAUUUUCACAGAGCCACAGCUGUCAGCUGGAAUUUUGAUUCCUCUUUGGAAUCCACAAGUUUUUCAGUCAGGCCAGAACAGGAGAAGUGGCCAAGUGACCCUGCUUUAGCCACAUUAUCCCGUGGGAUAGAGAGGAAAACAAAAGCCAGGGAAGCACUCCACACACAAAAACAGGCUUGGAAAUUCUCUUUUUUUUUCCAGGGUUAUCCAGAAUUUCCUUCCUUUUAUUUUUCCCAGCCAGAAGCAUUUAAGAAAUUAAUAUGAGCUGUUAUAAGACAAGCAGGAAGUGACAACAAGUGGGUUUUUACUCCCUGAAAAUCUAUUUAGAUAGGAAAUUCCCUGUCAUGGAAUUAAUCUCAUGGAGCACCCUGGCUCCGAGCUGGGUUUCUGUGGGAGACAGGAGCAGCUAAAACCUCUAAAACCUUUUAUUGAGAAUAUGGUUACAUCACAGAGCCUUUGAACAAAUGAGGGGAGGAUUAAGGUUUUAAAUUUCCCAAGUGGCCUCACUGGUGGUUCAUGCAGUCAGCAAGAGGAAGGAAAAAAUAAACCCGGGGGUGGGAAUAAAAAUCUGGGGGAUUGGGGGUUUUUAAACAGCACGAACUGCAGUUAAAAACUGAAUUUUAGGAGGGUGAAAGUGCUCUGAGGAGGAGGGGGAGGCACAGAGUCAGGGCAAGGUGCCAGCAGGAAACAGGUGGAUUAAGUCUUCACUCCUGGGACAGAAAACUUGGCCAAAAAAAAAAAAAUAAUGAAAAAUCACUUUUUCAGCAGCAUUCAGGAUCCCCUGCAAGGCAGCAAAUACGGAUCCACACUCCUGAUAUUGUCAGAGUGAUUAAAACAGCAGGAAAAGGUUGUAUCGAUAAUUUCUUUUAAAUAGCAAUAACAAAAAUAAAACAAUAGCGCUGAUCAGGUGUUCUGCUGCUUUAAUUAAAAAAUAAUCAUAUUAUCACAGAGGCUGCUGAUGCCCUGCCCAGCUCUUCCCUCCAAAGCUUGGCAACAUUUUCCAUGUUUUUCGUUGCGCUCCAGACCCAAAGAGAACAAAUUGGGGAAAAAAGUCCCAAAUCCCUCCUGUUAAUCUUCCCUCACGAGCAGCACCUGCUCUUUAGACAAGGCCCCGAGUUAAACCCCGACCUGGUUUAAGGUUGCAACCUCUUGAGCUGCAGCCCAGGCUCAAGUGACUCCAGAUCAGAUUGAUCCAGGGGGAAAAAAAAUUUACAAAAAAUCCCUUUAAGAGCUUGGCUGAGUUUGGCUUUCUUGGUUAUUUGGGAUUUUUUUUUAGGGGUGUUUUAGGUUUGGGACUUUUUGCAAGAAGAGCUCAGAUUAUGGAGUGAACUCAAUGCUGGCUUAUCCUGUUGGAUCUCAGGGGGCAAAACUAAUGGGAAAAAAUGCUUAAAUAGACCCAAAAAUGAAUGUUUUCCAUGUUUUCUUGCUCCCUAAAACCUCUCUGACCCCAAGAAACCAGGGGCUGGUGGCAGCCUGAGGACAAUUCCCACUGAUUCCAUCCCAAAAGCUGGUAAUAAAACGAUACCAGAAGAGCAAUCAGCCCCUUCUCUCUUGCAUAUCCUGACUUUCCCUGGGAGCACCUGGCUGGAUCAGCUUCCCACAUGCAAGAAGGAGGAAAAAAACCCCAAAAUCUCAGGGAACGAGGUGAAAAGCAGUGACCAUCCUUGGAUUCUCUGCCUUAGCACUCCCAAGAAGUUGUGGAUGACGGAGCCAUGGGGGUGUCAAAAGCCAGUGAGGUGAAGAGCAGCAGCAGGAAGCGAAAGAAUGAGUUGGAAAAGGGGCAGGACAAGCCGAAGGAGCUGGAAUGCACAGUGAAGCCUUCCACCGUGAAAGGGAAGAAGAAGAAACCAUCAAAAGCCAGGGAGAAGCCACUGCAGGAGAACGUCAUCAGCAGCUCCCUGAAGCAGGAGGCUGUAGAUGGGAAAGGCCUUGGCUCGAGCCUCUGGAAUGGGAUCCAAGCCAAGGAGGGAGCUGCGCCCGGGUUGGAGGAGACCAAAGCAACCUCUCCUCAAGGGCCAGCAGUGGGGCUGGAAGGCUCUUCCAGGUUCCAGGACAAAUCCCAGAGAACAGGACCUGCAGUGGGAGAGCAGCACUUGGAGACCCAGAAUGGAAUUAGGAUUUGGGAUGAUCCAGGCAGGUGGGAAGAGGAGAAGAAGGAAGAUGGAGUCAAGUGGAUGCAGCUGGAGCACCGAGGGCCCUACUUUGUGCCCCCCUAUGAGCCCCUGCCCAAGGAUGUGCAGUUCUAUUACGAUGCUGCAUUUUGGGUUUGA